This is a messenger RNA of Suillus plorans, 1566 nucleotides long. Its product is annotated as amino acid transporter. NCBI's taxonomy places the organism in Eukaryota, Fungi, Basidiomycota, Agaricomycetes, Boletales, Suillaceae. The record is from RefSeq and is a predicted model, not a curated record. Gene Ontology annotation, molecular function: transmembrane transporter activity. Gene Ontology annotation, cellular component: membrane. Gene Ontology annotation, biological process: transmembrane transport. Bases 1 to 1566 code for a protein of 521 amino acids. The transcript is spliced from 14 exons.
AUGAGCUUGAAAGAUUCAGUCGAUGUGGACGCUGGUGCCCGUGUCGGGCUGGAGAAGCUAGGCUACAAGCAGGAGAUGAAACGGUCUAGAGGACUGGUACACAUAUUGUUCACAUAUGGUCUUGCGGCUCCUAUCGCAACAUCGCUCGUUGGAGGUGGUCCAGCGGUAAUGAUAUGGGGAUGGAUUCUGGUGUCAAUCUUGACCCAAACACUGGCUCUUUCACUUGCAGAGAUAUGCUCCAAAUAUCCUACAUCAGCAGGGGCAUACUACUGGUGUUAUCGACUUGGAUCUCCACACACGCGAGUUCUUGCCUCUUGGAUCAAUGGCUGGUUGACAGUCGUUGGUGUUUGGACGAUUGCUCUGAGUGUCACAUUUGGAACUGCUCAACUUAUUGUGGCUGGUGCCGGAAUAUACCAUCCUGAAUGGACUGCAACAGCGUGGCAAACAUGCAAGGCUUCAUCUAUAGUCUAUCAAUAUGAUAUGAUUUUCCUCGGCGUGACCGCUGUUGCCUGUUUGUUCUGCCUGUUCUUCAACAAGCACCUGCCGGCCAUCGAUAUUAUUUGCGCUUGCUGGACUGGUUUAGGCAUCAUCGUAAUCUUGAUAUGUGUAUCCGUCAAGGCUGCGGCAGGACGCCAUUCUAUCUCUUUUGCGCUUGGACAUUUUGAUGCGUCUUAUUCAGGAUGGACGCCUGGGUGGUCUUUCUUUAUUGGUACAUUACCGCUGAACAACGUCCUAGCAUACACAUACUCUGCUAUAGGAAUGAUUACCAACAUGGCCGAAGAGGUUCACAACCCUUCUGAAAUACUCCCGAAGGCUAUCACCUGGUCCAUACCCAUUGGCACAUUAUCUGGCAUAGUAUUCCUUCUGCCAAUCCUUUUCACGCUCCCGGAUAUCGACACUUUGCUUCAAGUUUCUUCUGGUCAACCAAUUGGUGUAAUGUUUACUUUGAUCAUGGGCUCCAAGGCUGGUGGUUUCGGGCUGGUGAUAUUUGGUAUCGGUAUGUUUUGUGCGAUCUCCAUAUCUUGCGCCGCUUCUCGCGCAACAUGGGCGUUUGCACGCGAUAAAGCCAUCCCAUUUCAUCAGUUGUUCUCAAAGAUCAGUCCCUACCUCGACGAUGUCCCCGUCAAUGCCCUACUACUCUCCACCGUCAUCCAGAUUCUCCUUGGACUCAUCUACCUCGGCUCCACGGCGGCGUUCAACGCCUUUGUGGGCGUCGCUGUCAUGUGCCUCGGAGCAUCCUACGCCAUGCCCGUUGCGAUGUCGCUGAUGAACGCCCGGCGAGAUAUGCACGAUGCCCCAUUCAACCUUGGCAGGUUCGGUACCGCGAUCAAUGCAGUCGCAGUGCUGUGGAUCAUGUUCGCUAUGGUGCUAUUCUCAAUGCCUGCUGUCAUCCCAGUCACGAGGGUUUCGAUGAACUAUGCUUCGGUAGUGUUUGUGGGCUUUGGGGUGAUCAGUGCUGUGUGGUAUUUGAUCAAUGGCCGGUUUCACUAUACAGGGCCUCCCAUCCCGGAAGAGUCCGCGGCUUCCUCGGAAUCCAAUCGGUCGACCUCCCCACUUCAAGGAUGA